Porites evermanni is the source of this 618-nucleotide messenger RNA. The record is from the annotation of a GenBank genome assembly. Lineage: Eukaryota; Metazoa; Cnidaria; Anthozoa; Scleractinia; Poritidae.
GCUACACAAAAGAAUGACAGCAAGAUUCUUGCCCUUGUUUCGCGCGAAUUAGUUGCAGCAGAGGCUUGUUAUCACAGGACAUGGUACGGGAGUUACACUAGACCAGAAGGAAGCAGCAGUGUGAACACUGAUAUGAGCAGUGAAUCUCCGGAUGAUGAAUAUGCCCGUCUAGAGUCUGAUGCUUACCAGAUGCUUUUUGACUUUAUCAGGUCAGAUGUGAUUGAAAACGAGAAAGUCGUAAGGCUGUCUGAGAUGACGCAGUUACUUUUACAGUAUCUAAUGUCAUUAGGAGCCAAGGAAUGUAAGCCAUCAGCAAAGAAGCAUAUCAAAAGGAACAUAGAAGCAGAAUUCAAUGAUUUGAUGAGGUUUGGAAACUUGCUAGACAACAACCGUGUACAAGUCCUAAUCCCUAAUAGCCUAAUACCAGUACAAAUAACCAGAAAUGUACUAAAUAUCCUUAUGGCAGAAAAAGAAGACAAAGGCGCAACAACAAAGAACUCCAAUAUUCAGAAAGCUGCAGCUGACAUCCGCGAUGCCAUUGGAAACGAAGAGAACAAAAUGUCAUGGCCAUCUCGCCCUUCAGAGCUCAAUGACAGCGCCAUAGAGGUCCUUGAAGAG